Messenger RNA from Myzus persicae (green peach aphid), 909 nucleotides. Its product is annotated as piggyBac transposable element-derived protein 3-like. The record is from RefSeq and is a predicted model, not a curated record. Bases 1 to 909 code for a protein of 302 amino acids. The transcript is spliced from 4 exons. Lineage: Eukaryota; Metazoa; Arthropoda; Insecta; Hemiptera; Aphididae.
AUGUUCCAAACUCAAGGUUAUUUUGAUCUCCCUCCAAAUCAUGAAGACCGUGAUAGGUUGUUCAAAAUCCGUCAGAUUAUUGAGUUACUAAAAGCUAAAUUUUCUUCUGUGCCUUUUGAUGAAUGUCUAGCACUGGACGAACAGUUGUGCCCAACAAAGGCGCUGAAAGGUUACGCCUACAAUUUUGAAAUUUACAAGGGUAACGAAAACAAUUCUGUAGAACGUCAGAAAAUGUUUGAACCAGACCUAGGUGCAACAGGUAAUGUCGAAGUAAGAGUUUCAAGAGUAAUACCGAGAAAUGAAAACCAUAAACUUUACUUUGACAAUUAUUACACGUCAAUUCCGGUUAUGGUGUAUUUAGAAAAAUUAGGAAUACACACAGUAGGGACGUUUAGAAGGAAUAAAUUUCCUGAUAUAGCGCUUAUACCUGAGAAAGAGAUGCUAAAAAGACCUCGAGAAACAUUUGACGAAUGUUUUACAGUAGUUUAUGGUGUGCCAAUUACAACAGUAUCGUGGAAAGACAAUAAAAUUGUAAAUAUCACCUCCACUUUUAUUGGCGCCCUCGAACCAACCAAAGUACGUCGAUACGAUAAAAAACAAAAACAAAAUAUAGAAAUUGAAAGGCCAAAAAUUAUCGAAGUAUAUAAUAAGCACAUGGGAGGUGUUGAUCUGAUGGAUUCAUUGAUAGGGCGAUAUGACAGUCGUAAAUUCAUGGAUUAUGUACAAAAAAUCAUCGGCAACAAAAUGCCAUUAGCAAAAUUUAGAGAAAAUGUAUCUGUUACACAAAGUGGAAUCGCCAAACGCGGAAUAGGCGGAUGCUCAAAUUUGUUUGAAGAGCAAGAAAUUAAAAAAAAACGAUCACAAACACCAUCUGCGCCAUUAAAGCAUAAUUUUUUUAUUGUAACUUAG